CGCUCGGAGCGUGCAGUGUAUCGGUGUCAGUACGAACGGACGCGCCACGAUUUAUCGUGGUAAACGUCUCGUAGGCGGUUUAUGAAUCAUAUGAUUCACCGAUCAACGAUAUUUUCACUCGGUGUUACGUGUUGAACAAAAUCGAAUCGAAAGCAGAAACGAAAAACUGCUCACGAUUCAGUGAAAGUGGCAGACGGAGCGGUGACAGCGAGAUUUCGCGCGUGUUCAAGCCGGGAGGCGCAUGUUGCUCUCCUCAAGGUUCGAUCGAGUCGAAGACAGCUGGGAGAGAAUUGUUCGGGAGGGAUGCUUUGAAAUACAGACACAGUUAUUUCAUUCAAGGGUGAAACGUCGUCCCAGAAGAUCGAGGCAUGCCGAAGUAUUGGCUGAACGUGGCCCUUCUCAGGGUUAUUCUGCCACUUGUCUUAGCAGGAUGUACGGUAUGGCGGCCCGUGGGACUGUCCCUAGUUUAUUUUGCUCUGAUGCUAUAUUCGCCCCAUGUCCCUGUACCAAACGCAAAGACAAUGGCUGGCCAUACGGGACAUUAUUUGAAGACCUGCAUCGGCCUAUCUUUUCUCACAGCCACCAGUCAAUUCACCUUUCACAUAGUUUUGCUGGCGUUGCCAACUUACGGACAUUUUCUUCAAAACUGCGAACUGAUGGAAGUGAUCUUCAGACACAUAGGUUUCGUGAGGCUAGAUAGCGCGUCAGCUUGGGAGGUCCUUUUUUGGCUGACCCCAGAGCUAAUUGUUUUACCUACUAGUAUAGCAAUGUAUUUUAUAUGUCGUUCCCUAUCUCAAAAGUCGGUCACCAACGUAGAAGACGAUGCAUCGUUGCAUCGGGGUGCUGUUGCUUCGAAAAAGACCGAGGACAGCACGGCAAAGAUCAUCAAUUUUCUGGGGCGUAUCGGAACCUACGUGGUCCUGGCGUCAUUUUGCAUCACAGCAUCCUUGAAACCAUCCGUGGAAGGUGGUUGUUACUUCCUCGUCUUCCUAGGAGCAGCUACUUGGUGGGCGUGUAAUAAAGAGCUUCGGAAAGGAUUCGCUGUACUUUGCAGGAUCAUGAUGGCCGUCGUAAUCCUUCAUCUACUGACCCUGCUCACUUAUCAGAAUCAACUGCCUCAAGAAUUGAUCCCUUUGAAUAGGACCUGGCAACGUUAUUUUGCUCUGACCGCGAUCUAUCGGACGAAUUGCAGCGAUCCGAGAAACGUGGAAUACGCUGAAAAUGCUGAUUGGUUGGUUUACGGCUACUGUUUGCGACUGUUUUGGCUCUACUACGUUUUGGCUUUGCAAUCUCAAUUCCUGAGCAAAAAACCGAACGUUGCUUUUACUAACGAGGCGUUCCAGGCAAAGAAAGUGAAACGUUUAAGCGGCAAACUGGAGAACCUGGACACUCCAUUGUCUAGACACGUUUCCAUCAGAAGAAGGACACCUUCUCAGAGAUGGCAAUCUGCCCGUCGAAAGGCCCGCAAGCCGAUCGUUAAUUCGUCGUCCCUACCUGUCGACGAGCGCACACCCUUGAUGAGGUUUGGAUCCGGAAGAACGGGACUGUUGCAAGAUUCAACCGGAAGCGUCAUCGUUCAAGACGGUCAUCAGGAUGACAGUAUUCAGCUGCAAAGUCUUAGCGAAGCUGCUCCUGAUGAACAAUCUGGGAUCAUCGAACACAUCAUCAUGGCUGUAUAUUCGAUUUUCCAAUUGAUCAUCAAUUCAUCUUACAUCGCCACUAAUAUCAUAAUGAUGACUUGGAGCAUAAUGUAUCACAGUUGGACAACAUUUGCUUUGUUAUUAUGGGCUUUGGUCCUUUGGAUGGUGCCUAACAAACGAGCUUCCAUGAUGAAAUGCUCUCCCUUUAUCGUUUUUUACGCGAUGCUUCUUCUUCUGGGACAGUACAUUUAUAGUAUGGAUUUGACCGAGGAAGAGUUACCGACACAAAUAAAUGGAGUUAAAAUAUCAGAAAUCGGUUUCAGCAAGACCGAAAGUCAUUGGCAUUUAGUGGUUAAAUGUGUGUUCAUAUCGAUGUUUUGGAUUACGAUGAGACAGUAUACCGCUGAGAGAACCAGACAAAGGCGUUCUUCAGCGUUGAGAGACAUGGUAGCUCCGUUACAUGUUUCCGUUUCGACAGCCACCACUGCCAUGCACCAGGAAGCGCCUGAGAUUAAAAGCAAAUUCAUGAAAGAUGUUGGUAUUCUUCUGAAAAAGUUGCUGACCAAGUUUUGGAUCGCUGUAGUAGCCAUUAUGCUAUUUAUCUGCGGAAUCACUGGCGAACGUAUGACCGUCUUCAGGAUCGUUUACAUGUCUCUCUUCUUGGUUCUAGUCAUUACAUUCCAGAUAUCCUGGACAGUAUGGAGGAAGAUGAUGUACUCGUUCUGGCUCACAGUCAUCGGAUACUCCGUGAUCAUGUUGAUCCUCGUCUACACUUAUCAAUUCGACAAUUUCCCAGAAUAUUGGAGCUAUUUGCGCAUAGACGAAGACCUGCAGAUGGACAUCGGUUUAGAGAAAUACGCGACCAAAGAUCUUUUCGUUAGACUGUUAACACCGACCUUCUUCGUCAUCAUCACCGUUCUUCAGAUUCAUUAUUUUCACAAAGACUUCUUGGAAGUGACAAAUAUCGAAAGAUUCGGAUACCGGAGUAGUCCUGUCAGACGAUCCAGUCUUGGCCACUCUCCGACCUUGGACAUAGUACCAAAUAUACCUGCAGACAUUUUUAUUAGCGAGGAGACAAACGAAACCAAAUACAGCUUGCGACAAUUGAAACGAAUGUCCAAAUUGGAAAGAGUAGCGUUAUUUCGCAAAAUAGUCGGCCAUUUGGUGAACUUCUACAAUUACACGUGGCUGUUCCUUGAAAUUCAUAUGCAGAAGAUUGUUUUCAUCUCUGUGAUACUACUUUGCGUGAACGAUGUUUGUGCCAUUAAUAUAGUGUUCGUCGUGAUAGUGGUUAUUAUGAUCAAUUCUAGACGGAACGUUCAAAUAUGCACCGUUAACACGAUCGCAGCGAUCAUUGCUCUCUUAAUGGUUGUAAAGAUGCUUUAUCAGAUUCAGUACAUCGAUCAUAACAAUUGGAACGUUAAUUGCACGAAAAACAUAGAUGAAUUUCAACAGCCAUACGCCAGCAACAACACAGUAUACAACAUAGCCGAAUGGUUUGGUAUAAAGAAAGCAGAGCCAGGACAUCUCGCAGAACUACUGAAAGGCUAUAUAGGAAUCAUAGUAGUGACCACCGUGAGAAAAAUCAUCAGAAUUCGACAGUGCUUCCAUCGACAAGAACGUGGUGAACCUCUGGACACGCCACAAGUCAUGUUCCCAUCGAUCACUAGAGCAGACGCUGAUAAAGGACUGCCAGAAUGCAUAAAGUUCCUGUUCAAUUACGGAUUCUACAAGUUUGGCGUAGAAAUGUGUCUGAUAGGAAUCGUGGCUUUGAUUGGAACAAGACUCGACUUUUAUUCGGUUCUAUAUAGUAUAUGGUUGUUGCUGUUCUUUUCCUUGAAAAGAAGAACUAUCUCGAAGAUUUGGCCAUUCUUCAAGAUUUUCGCUAUAAUCCUUUUACCUAUUCAGUAUUCUCUGGUCGUGUCGCUGCCUUCCUGGCUUUGUAUAGAUUAUCCAUGGGGUGAUUCGAAAAUAUUGAGGAGGCUACAAGAGUGGAUGUAUUUCCCUGAUCCAGAUUUCCCACCGAAUCCCAGAAAACUAAUAUGUGACUUCAUUCUGUUGAUGAUGAUCGUCAGACAGAGCCUCGUUUUCAAAAUCGAACAACGAAGCGCAGCGUCUGGCGUAGAAUUUCCAGCAGGUCACAAUUAUUCCGUGUACAAUAACAUGGAGAAACCGAAUUUCGUAAAUCCUGUGAAAGAUUACGUGUCCCACAUUCAUUCGUGGUUGGACAUCGUGAAACGAGGCGUGAUGAUGAGUCUUAUGUGGGUUACCUUGUCGAUCAUGUUCUUGGCUGGAACCGAGAGAACCAACCUGUUCUCGUUGGGUUACUUGAUCGGAGCGUUCGUGUUCCUCUGGCAAGGAAGCGACUUUUAUUUGAGACCAGUCAAGACGAUUUUAAAAUGGUGGAAUCUUCUGAUUGGAUACAACGUUACCGUUAUCUUCUUGAAAGCCUUGCUUCAAGGUAUAGGUUGUGUGCUGACAACGGAGUUGAAGACUUCAGCAUGUCCAGUCAUUCAGUUAUUCGGCAUUAGCUGUCUAAGAAAAUUCCGAAGUUCUACCAGUGAUCUCGAGUUGGGAAAAGCAGAAUGCGAAGUACCUCGCGAAGACAUAGGCAUGGUCUGGGACGGCCUGUGCUUUGGCUUUCUGCUACUGCAGAAACGACUCUUUAAGAGUUACUAUUUCUUCCACAUAGUGGAUGAAACGAAAGCCAUGAGCGUGUUGGCUUCCCGAGGAGCUGAGUUGCUCGAAGAGCUGCACCAGAAACGCAUCGAGAUCCAGGACAACGUGGAAAAGAACGUGCUACAAAAGUUGAAGUUUAAGAUGGACAAGAUCAAAGCCAAUCAGAGAAAGAUACAAGGACCCAGUUACAGAGAACCCCAGACGCACAAAGUUGAUACUCUCUAUCCAGGGACAAGGCCAUUGUACAGAGUUCGCGCUCCAAAUACCAACAAAGAGGCCAUCAGAUCCGGUGAUUACUACAUGUUCGAUGACUUGGACGACGAUGAUGUGACUGAUCUUAUUCCCGACACCGAAUCCGAGAAGAAAGAGCAAGAACGUCGCCGCGAACAAGAGAGGCGUAGUCGAAGGAUGACCAUCUCCGAGCUGAUGCACACGCUGAUUAAGACAGACAUUGAGAUUGCGACGCACGUUGCCAUGUACGGAGGGACUGAAAAGGACGCGCUGAGACUUCGUCGUCGUAGUGUACCUUUGACAAGGAAGAAAUCGUCUAUGUCGUACCUAAGUGCACGUUCCGAGACCGACACAGCAGUGGCCACCGAUUCGCAGCUGACAGCGAGGCUCCUCGUCGUUGGUGGCGGUGACAAAACAAGUCUUACAUCGGCUGACAUUGAAACCGAAGAAAAGGAUACGUCAAUGGCAGAUGCUGAGAAAACAUCCCAACCCUCUGACGAUGAGUACGGAGAAGAUAAGGUCGACGAACCAAAAAGGAAGGAAGAAGAGGAAGAAGAGGAGGAGGAGGAGGAGAAGAAAGUGUCGUUUGUCACGUACCUUAAAUUCCUUUUGGUGAUGAUUAACAGCACAUUAACUUCGAUGACCAGAUAUUUGAAUAGAUUUUCAAGGGACUAUAGAUAUAUUCGCAAGGUUCUAGCGAAAGAAAAGAAACUAUUAAAGGCAAAGCCAGAUUUUCGAAUGGGAACGAGAUUAGGUAUAAAUCAAAUGUGGCAGCCGAUACCAUUAUUGAAGAAGAGAUCCUCGACUAAUGGAAUUACCGAGGAAUGUUUCGAUGCUGGCGAGGGUCCUAGUCAACCUCGAACACAGGAGGAGAGCACGCUCUUCUCUGAAAUGUCACCCGUUCAACACGACGACGAAGCAGGGGAAUUAUCGGAGGUCGACCAACCACCGAUAAUACAAUUAUUGGCGUCCAUAUGGUUUGGCAUUUUGGCCCACUCGAGUCUGCUAUGCUACUUUAUGGUGUUUCUUCAUCAAAUCAAAAAUGCGUCGGUUUUAUCCACACCCUUGCCGCUGAUGGUGUUUUGCUGGGGUUCACUUACAAUCCCACGACCAUCGAAGACAUUUUGGGUAACUUUGAUCGCAUACACCGAGGUAAUUGUCAUCGUAAAAUGCAUUUUCCAAUUGGAACUGUUACCCUGGAAUCGAGACGCCGCACCGAAUAAUCCUCUCUUUACACCCAGAAUCAUGGGAGUUGAACGAAAACCUGAUUACGCCUUAUGGGAUCUAUUGUUGCUCCUUAUGGUAUUCUUCCACAGGUUUAUGCUGAAGUCGUUGGGACAGUGGACCGCGCCGACGCUUAAACCAAGGAAAAUUAUACCCUCGAGUUUAACUAUAGUCGCGUCUAAACCUCCUCCUGAAGAUAGAGGGCAAGGGGAAACUGUGUUACGAAACGAAACAGAGGAUGGUACCAAUAUAAAAACACCUGCAGGAAGGACCUUGCAUAUCCGUGGUGAGGGCGAAAAUCUAGAAACGCACGAUGAGAAUGAAAGACUUGUCGCGAUUCAGGGCGAAGAAACGGAUGAAACAUUCCAGAAAACUAUGGAUAUGACCGUUAACAAAUAUAUGGAACCGACGAAACACUUUUUCCGCAUGAUUCUCAGUACGUCCGGCAAAGAGAAAACCAAUGUGUAUGCGUACAUGUUUCUCUGCGAUUUCUUCAACUUUUUGCUACUCAUUUUUGGAUUCUCUGCAUUUGGAACUCAACAAGGCGAUGGCGGUGUGACGGCCUAUUUACAGGAAAAUCGAGUACCUAUGCCUUUCUUGUUAAUGUUAUUAUUGCAAUUUGCGCUGAUUGUUAUCGAUAGAGCUUUAUUCUUGAGAAAGUCUAUCCUGGGAAAACUAAUCUUUCAAUACUGCUUAAUAUUUGGUGUUCACAUUUGGAUGUUCUUCAUUUUGCCAAGUGUUACGGAACGACAAUUUAAUGAGAAGCUUCCACCACAAAUUUGGUACAUGGUGAAGUGUUUCUAUCUUCUAUUGGCUGCGUAUCAGUUACGACAGGGCUAUCCAACGCGUAUACUCGGUAACUUCCUCUGCAAAGAUUACAGUAUCGUGAACUACGUCUUGUUUAAAGGAUUCAUGCUGGUUCCUUUCUUGUUCGAGCUGAGAGCUGUUAUGGAUUGGAUUUGGACAGACACAUCCAUGGCCAUUAUGGACUGGUUCAAAAUGGAAGAUAUAUUCGCCAGCAUUUAUCAAAUCAAGUGUAUGCGAGGCGUAGAAGCAGAUUUCCCGCAGCCACGAGGCGUUAAGAAACAGCAAAUGAGCAAAUACUUAGUAGGUGGUGGUGCUCUGUUCCUCAUGAUUGGGUUGAUAUGGUUCCCAUUGCUUUUGUUUGCACUUGGUGGCACGGUUGGUGUUUCAAACUUGCCUUACGAUGUCUCGAUGAAAAUUAGAAUCGGUCCAUAUGAACCUAUUUACGCCAUGUCUGCUCAAAGCGGCUCUAUCAUCGAAUACAACGAAGCAGAGUAUAAAAGAUUAACAAAUUUGUACGCGAGGGAUAGACCUGCGGUUACUUUCUUAGAGAAUUAUGUUCAUUCUGACGUCGCUGCGAUCAGACUGAGCGGAUUUUCUAGAAAAUUGUGGAGUAUAUCUCCGCCAGAUUUAGAAAGACUAAUAGCAGAAUUAGAAAACAACAGUACCACUGUCGUCGUUCACGUGGAAUGGACAGUGUCACGAAAGACAGAUGCCAAAGACGCCACUGGUAUAACGACGAAAACUCGUGACAUAAAAUUACUUCCGUUUAUUAAUGAUGAAUUCAAUCCUGUAAGAAGAAAGUUAGCCGAUAUGUUAUCGCCUGAGAAAUCGACUAUACAUAACGGUACUAUCAUAUUGCCAAACGCUUUUCCAAAAUUCUUAAAGGUAACUGGUCGCAACACUGACGUGGUUCCUCAAUUGAUGCAUUUAAGAUUGCGACGCGACGAAAAUGAGGAAGUAACAGACGACAGUUAUCUUUAUAGAAAUAUUAGCCUUCAACUGUCCACCGAUUCUGAAUGCUGUGCGCACGAAAAAUGGUGGGUCGUUAGAGAAGCUUGCAACGAUCCAUUGUAUGAACAAUUAUUAGAAAAUAUACCUUUAAAUAGUUGCAAAUACAUCAUGAUGUUCUUGUUCAACGAUAAAACGUUCCCUGAGGGAUUGAGCUUCAUUAGUGGAUUAGGAAUCUUAGGUUUGUAUACCACCGCGGUUAUCGUGAUAAGUCAGAUGAUGAGAAAGAUAGUCAGUGAUAUGGCACCAAAGAUCAUGUUCGAUGACUUGCCCUACGUAGAUAGGAUCCUUCGAUUGUGUUUGGACAUUUAUUUGGUCCGUGAAAGUGGUGAAUUGUGUCUCGAAGAGGACUUGUUUGCCAAAUUAAUAUUCCUCUACAGAUCGCCAGAGACGUUAAUCAGGUGGACAAGACCUCCUGAAGAAGGAGAGCGGACCGAUAAUGAAGAUCAAGAUGAGGUAGAGGAAGAGGGGAGAGGAGAAUCUCGAGAAGUUUCUCGUCGCGAAUAAGUUUUUUCAAAAGCGAAAUAUUACCAGUGAACAAUACUCUUCAAGAAUUUUUUAAAUCGAGUUAGUAUUUUGGCCAAGGUUUCUUUGAACGUAGAUAUACAUUAUGGAUCCUUUUUAUGCCGACAAUAGUUUAACGAACUUAAACAGUGACGCAACGAGUGUUCUGGAAAUUAGAAAGAAAGCUCAGGAAUCUAUUAUCGUGCUGUUUACUGUUUGAAUAAUGAAGAGAUUGAUGAAUGAAGAGAUCGUUUCUAUCUUCAAACAUCAAUAUUAUGUACAUGUACAUACAGAAGUCAGAAGGGAAGGCGAAACAAGAUUAAGGAACAAUAAGGAAAGAGAUUUGAAAAUUCGAAAAGAAUACUAGAAUAUGUUCUAGUAAGAUUUUUUAUUUCGUGGUCAUAGAUUUAAGUGAAAUUUUUACUUUAACAUUUAUUUAUAAAAGAUUCGCUUAAAUAGCACAAUAUAUCAUAAUAUAAGAACACUAUUGUGAUCAUGGAAUAUCAAUAACACAAUUUCAGAACAAGUGCUUUAUACGUUUUACACGUAUGCGGAUCAUUUAUCGUACCAUAUGGAAGCUGUUCUCGUUUUAUCUAUAAUUUAUUUAUACUUUACGUCCACACCGAAAUCCAUGCACGUUUCGAGCAUAAUUCCAUUUCAGAUUGCAUUUGUACCCGAUAAACAUGUUUGCUGAAAACUGCCGUUAGCAAUAUUUUUCGUUCCUUUUUAUACCUUUUUCUAAUCAUUAGUACACAUCAUUAUCAUUCACGAAUAGCAAAUAUGGCCGAUUGGGUCAAGCCUUGAGCGUAUUUUAUAUAUUAUUUAUGUCCGAAGUGAAGAUUUCACGAUGACUAUCAUUGUUUGUAAAUAUAUAUUAUACGAUGCGCGUUUUCGUCGAAACAUUGUAUCAUGUCGCCUUGAUAUGCCUUUUAAAGAUAUCUUCAAAUAUAAAUCAUGUUUCGAAUGGA
Molecule: messenger RNA, 9061 nt
Organism: Megachile rotundata (alfalfa leafcutting bee)
Lineage: Eukaryota; Metazoa; Arthropoda; Insecta; Hymenoptera; Megachilidae
Gene: Piezo
Product: piezo type mechanosensitive ion channel component
Cellular component (GO): membrane
Molecular function (GO): mechanosensitive monoatomic ion channel activity
Source: RefSeq, a predicted model, not a curated record